Penicillium malachiteum is the source of this 2892-nucleotide messenger RNA. RefSeq lists its product as uncharacterized. Gene Ontology annotation, molecular function: translation elongation factor activity; GTPase activity; GTP binding. The coding region runs from base 1 to 2892 and encodes 963 amino acids. Gene Ontology annotation, biological process: translational elongation. The transcript has a single exon. The record is from RefSeq and is a predicted model, not a curated record. Lineage: Eukaryota; Fungi; Ascomycota; Eurotiomycetes; Eurotiales; Aspergillaceae.
AUGGCAUCCAUAUUCACAUACGAUCCUGACCCGCCCCGGGUUUCGUCACCGUGGUCAACCUCGGGGUCAUCGACUCCUCAAGUCAACGUGUCAGGGAACCGGGGUCUAGCCAUUCGGACCCGGUCCAGCUCAGCCUUAAACACAGGCAACCAUGACUUCUUGUCCGACUAUGGUAUCACCAAAUUGGAGCCUGAACCCCAAGAGGGCCCCACUGAGUACAAGUUGCACUUGUUACUCCGCCCGCGACGGCCCUAUCUGUCCAUGUCAACGGGCCAUGUCGUUGCAGGCUCAUACCAUUUCCGUAACAAUGUAGCUACGCCCUCUGCCUCUGCGUCUCCGUCCCAGGAUGCGGCUCCAAGGCCUAUGCAGGCUAAAUCAGCGCAGAGCCGGCAACAGCGGCUCCAGGGGCUGACAACGCAACUUCUUUGGCGGCUUCAGCAAUCUUCACCAUUUCAUUCUUCCACUACCGCUAAUUUGGUAGUCCCCGUACUUCCAGAUGCAGCGCUGCAAUUGGGCGUACCCGCCAAACCGGCUCGUUUACUUCCGGGCUUGGAAGAAAGCCAAGGUGCCCUGUACGAGAUUGGAGUUGCUGAUGAUGGCACGUUCGUAGGCCUGACACAGGAUGAACUCGAGGAAACUGUGAUAACUUUACAAACUAUGGCAGCGAGUCUGGGAUGUAAAGUUGAUAUACUUCGCCGGGUUAUUGUUGGGAAAUGCGAGUGGACAGAUGAUCUGGCAACGGCGGCACCAGACACAGACAAGACUCAUACAGAUAGUCUCUGGGUUGCAGAAGCUCUGGUUACACCAGACUUGGAUUUCUACAGUAUUUCAACGUCAAAGUCAAGACAGGGCGGUGAUGAUGCUCAAACUUCUGAAGAAGGAGAGAAAUCUGUUCCAGGAGAGGACUACUCUCACACCGAGCAAAUUCGAAUAUCUAUUGCUGGUCCUAGUACUGCAGGGAAGUCAUCUCUACUUGGUACUUUGACUUCUUCACAACUGGACAAUGGAAGAGGAAAGAGUCGACUUAGUCUACUCAAGCAUCGACACGAGAUAUCAUCGGGUAUUACUAGCUCUGUGGCACAAGAGUUGAUUGGAUAUACGGAUGAUGUACCUCCAAAUGUUGUCAACUAUGCCGCAGGCAAUGUAGCAGCAUGGGACGACAUCCACGCCACUUCCCGAGGAGGUCGCCUAGCUUUUGUAUCUGAUCUUCCAGGCUCGACUCGAUACAUGAAAUCCACAAUAAGAGGUCUUGUGAGCUGGGCACCGCACUAUGUGAUGCUUUGUAUCCCAGCCAACUGCGGUGAUGAGACGGUUGAAACGGAGAUAGCCAACGAGCAUACCGCUGAGAUUGACCUUUGCUUGGCAUACCUAGAGCUUUGUCUGAAACUCGAGAUUCCUGUCCUGGUCGUGAUUACAAAACUUGAUAUUGCCUCUCGAGGUGGACUGCGCGAGAAUCUUACAAAAGUUCUGUCUGCCUUGAAGACAGCAGACCGGAAACCUGCAAUGCUCCCUGCCGCGCCAGCCGGAGACAAGCUCCCAGAUCUACAACAGAUUAGUGAAGCGGAAAGCAAAUCUGUUCACGGCCUAAUACAAAAGACCGAUGGGGAUUGGAAUAAUACUGUGCCUAUUAUACUUUCCAGUGCGGUUGAUGGCUCGGGGAUAGGAAAAUUGCAUGCAUUCCUUCGCUUUCUUCCAAUAUCCUCAAUACCUCCUCAAAGAGUUCUGAAAAUGGGGAAAUCAAUACAGCCCCACGAAACUGCCACAAAUGUCUUCGACGUGGAUGAGGUCUUCGCUAUCCCACCAUCCAAAGUCUACUCAAUAUCCAACGAGAAAGCCACUCAGCAAAGCCGCGGAAUGGUUCUCUGUGGCUUAGUCCGCCAUGGAAGCAUUUCCAUCGGCGAUGAAAUGACAAUUGGACCCAUUCUUGUUGACACAUCAACAGAUAGCAGCAACGAAAACGCUCCACUAAGCAUGCUUUCCCGCAGCAGCGGACCCGGUCCUUCAAGUGACUUGCCCUCGUCAUUCCCACAGAGCACACUACCAGGAAGAGAUGGCUCGUCAACUCAAGCAAAAUGGCAGCGCGUCCGUGUAGUCAGCGUUCGCGAUCUCCGCCUGCCUGUUCGCGUCCUCAUGAAAGACCAAGUCGGCACCAUUGGAAUCGAGCUUCUUACUUCCCCAGACGAUAUCCAGCCUCCACGUCUUAGCCGCAUUCGCAAAGGCAUGGUUCUUACAAAUCUACACACAACCUCAUACCUUCCCAUCCGCAAAUCUUCUUCACAAACCAAUACUCAACAUAUGCCAUCCACACUCCCUCUCCCCUUCCACACAGGCUUCAUAGCCACAUUCCCUGCAUCCGAAUUCUCUGCUCUAAGCUCUCCGCCUCUCCUCCUAGGCGGGAAUGCUAUCGCUUACAUCGCCAAUAUCCGCACAACCGUCCGCGUCGUGUGUAUGGCCCUAGCCGGGAAAGAUAAUGACGCAAACUCAGAACCUCCUUCUCCCUCCGAGCCAGAAUUCUUCAGCUUUGACAGCGAUGCACAUUCACCUGGACGUGCCGAGAAAACUAAUACAGCUCAAGGAAUACGACGAUCAUCAGCAACUGAUAUUAGUAAAGUGCUUUCUGGUACAGCCAGUAAUGCAGUACAAGGGAAGACGGGGGCAUUUCAGGAGGAUGUCCAGAUUACCUUUGCACUUGUGACGUCUGUGGAAUGGAUUGAGCUUGGAUCACAGGUUCUUGUUAUGCCUGGUAUCUCAUCGGGGGCGUCUUCUGGUGCGGCAGUGGCGUCAGGACCUGGAUCUGGUGCCGCAACUUCGGGAAUUAUGGCGUUGUCCGGGUUGGAAGGGUUUGUGGGAACUGUUAGUGAAGUUAUUGUUGGGAGAAAUCAUGUGGAAUAA